Psammomys obesus (fat sand rat) is the source of this 3567-nucleotide messenger RNA. It is a transcript of the gene Ankrd27, whose product is annotated as ankyrin repeat domain 27. Gene Ontology annotation, biological process: early endosome to late endosome transport; neuron projection morphogenesis. Gene Ontology annotation, molecular function: SNARE binding; guanyl-nucleotide exchange factor activity. Gene Ontology annotation, cellular component: late endosome; early endosome; plasma membrane. The record is from RefSeq and is a predicted model, not a curated record. The transcript is spliced from 28 exons. NCBI's taxonomy places the organism in Eukaryota, Metazoa, Chordata, Mammalia, Rodentia, Muridae. Bases 149 to 3151 code for a protein of 1000 amino acids.
AGUAAAGAGGUUGGGUGUAGAGUGGAGCCGCCGCACCCGGGUGGUGGGCGCUCAGGUCCCAGCCCAGGGCCCGGGAGGUGCUGUCGUAGCACACAGGUGAAACUAUGUAGCCUCUUAAGAAGCUCACUGGGACCCCUCUGAAGUCCAUAUGGCUCUGUAUGAUGAAGACCUCCUGAAAAACCCUUUCUACCUGGCCCUCCAGAAGUGGCGCCCCGACUUGUGCAGCAAGGUGGCCCAGAUCCAUGGCACCGUCUUAGUGCCCUGCCGAGGAAGCCUGCCGAGUAGUGUACAGGCCUGCUGCCAGUUCGAGUCCUACGUCUUGGUACCCACGGAAGGACGCUUUCAGACGUUGGAUGGAAAGGAUGUCCUCAUUGAAGGAAACAGGAUUAAGCUAGGGGCUGGUUUCGCUUGCCUUCUCUCUGUGCCCAUCCUCUUCGAAGAGACUUUCUACAACGAAAAUGAAGAGAGUUUCAGCGUUCUCUGCAUUGCGCAUCCUCUGGAGAAGAGAGAGACUUCAGAAGAGCCUUCAGCACCUUCUUCAGAUCCUUUUUCCCUGAAAACCAUUGAAGAUGUGAGAGAAUUUUUGGGAAGACACUCGGAGAGAUUUGACAAGAACAUCGCGUCUUUCCACCGGACAUUCCGGGAAUGUGAACGAAAGAGCCUCCGCCAGCACAUAGACUCUGUCAACGCCCUCUACACCAAAUGCCUCCAGCAGCUCCUCCGGGACUCUCACUUGAAGGUUCUUGCCAAGCAGGAGGCCCAGAUGAACCUGAUGAAGCAGGCGGUGGAGAUGUAUGUCCAUCAUGACAUUUACGACCUCAUCUUUAAGUACGUGGGGACCAUGGAGGCGAGCGAGGAUGCUGCCUUUAACAAGAUCACCAGAAGCCUUCAAGAUCUCCAGCAGAAGGACAUUGGCGUGAAACCUGAGUUCAGCUUCAACAUCCCUCGUGCAAAGAGAGAGCUGGGGCAGCUGAACAAGUGUACGUCCCCGCAGCAGAAGCUGCUGUGUCUGCGGAAGGUGAUGCAGCUCACGACGCAGUCCCCCAGCCCGAGAGUGAAUUUGGAGACCGUGUGUGCUGAUGAUCUUCUCUCUGUGCUGCUAUAUCUGCUGGUGAAGACAGAGAUCCCUAACUGGAUGGCAAAUUUGAGUUACAUCAAAAACUUUAGAUUUAGCAGCUCGGCCAAAGAUGAGCUGGGAUACUGCCUGACCUCAGUUGAGGCUGCGAUCGAGUACAUCCGGCAAGGAAGUCUCUCUGCGAAGCCGCCUGACGCCGAGGGAUGUGGCGACAGACUGUUUCUCAAGCAGAGGAUGAACUUACUGUCCCAGAUGACAUCAACGCCCAUCGACUGCCUGUUUAAGCACAUUGCAUCCGGUAACCAGAAGGAAGUGGAAAGGCUGCUGAGCCAGGACGACCAGGACAAAGAUGCCCUGCAGAAGAUGUGCCACCCACUCUGCUCCUGCGAGGACUGUGAGAAGCUCGUCUCUGGGAGGCUGAACGAUCCUUCAAUUGUCACGCCUUUCUCCAGAGAUGACAGGGGUCAGACACCGCUCCAUGUCGCUGCCCUCUGUGGUCAGGCGAGCCUCAUUGACUUCCUGGUCUCCAGAGGUGCCGUAGUGAACGCCAUGGACUAUCAUGGGUCCACUCCCCUCCAUCUGGCAUGUCAGAAAGGUUUCCAGAGCGUGACGCUGCUGCUGCUGCACUACAAGGCCAGCACCGAGGUGCAGGACAACAAUGGCAACACCCCGCUGCACCUGGCCUGCACCUACGGGCACGAGGAUUGUGUGAAGGCUCUGGUCUACUAUGAUGUCCAGGCCUGCAGACUGGACAUUGGGAACGAGAAAGGAGACACAGCCCUGCACAUCGCUGCACGCUGGGGUUACGAGGGCGUCAUAGAGACGCUGCUGCAGAAUGGAGCCCCCACAGCCAUCCAGAACAGGCUGAAAGAAACGCCGCUCAAGUGUGCGCUGAACUCCAAGAUUCUGUCCAUCAUGGAAGCUCAUCACCCGUCACCUGAAAGGAGCCUGAGGCCUUCUGAGGUUCCUGCACGGUCCCCUGCACGCUCUGUGGAUUCCGUCAGCCAGGGCUCCUCCACCUCCAGCUUUUCUUCCAUCUCAGCGAGCUUCAGGCAAGAAGAGGUCAGAAAGGACGACCGGGAGGUAGAAAAGCUUCUAAGAGCAGUUGCUGAUGGAGAUCUAGAGAUGGUGCGCUACCUUUUGGAGUGGACGGAGGAUGACCUAGAUGAUAUGGACGAGGCCAUCAGCACGGUGGAUCAUGAGUUCUGCCACCCCUUGUGCCAAUGCCCCAAGUGUGCUCCAGCCCAGAAGAAACUGGCAAGGGUUCCUGCCAGCGGGCUUGGUGUGAAUGUGACCAACCAGGAUGGCUUCUCCCCUCUGCAUAUGGCUGCCUUGCAUGGCCGGACAGAGCUCGUGCCCCUUCUGCUGAAGCACGGUGCCUACUCGGGGGCCAGAAACUCCAGCCGAGCUGUCCCACUCCACCUGGCCUGCCAGCAGGGGCACUUUCAGGUGGUGAAAUGUCUCCUAGAUUCCAAUGCAAAACCGAAUAAAAAGGACCUUGGUGGGAACACGCCCCUCAUUUAUGCUUGCUCCAGAGGCCACCAUGAAGUCGCUGCACUGUUGCUACAGCAUGGGGCCUCCAUCAAUGCUUCCAACAACAAAGGCAACACAGCCCUGCACGAGGCCGUGACGGGAAGGCACGUCUUGGUGGUGGAGCUGCUGCUGUUUCAUGGAGCAUCUGUUGACAUCCUGAACAAGAGGCAGUACACGGCUGCGGACUGCGCGGACCAGGAUUCAAAAAUAAUGGAGUUGCUGCAGGUAGUGCCACGUUGUGUUGCAUCCUCGAACCAUGUCGAGGAGACCGACGACAAGGAUUAUGUGACUGUUACGAUCAGGAAAAAAUGGAACCCCAAAAUGUACAACCUACCAGACGAACCUUUUAGGAGACAGUUCUGCCUCGUUAACCCAGGGGGCCGGUUCCAGGAAAGGACUUCAAGGGAGACUCUGGGAAGGGAUAGAAGUGUGCCUGAUCUUACCGCAGGGUCUCUGCAGGAGGUGAGUGCUUACACGGUAGAGGCUUACGGUUUGGCUGUUUCUCCUCUCAAGUCAUCUUCAUCUUACUAUCUCCUUCACUGACUUAGCAAAAAGUUAAAACCUCAGCUCUACAGUGGGGCAGACAAGAGUGUGGAGUUCUGAAUAAAUUUAAAAUUACAGCUCUGGACAAGCAUGGUGGCACAUGCCUUUAAUCCUGGCACCCAGGAGACAGAGGUCGGAGGAUCACUGAGUUCAAGGCUAGCCAGAGCUACACAGUGAGACCCUGUUUCCAAAAAGAAAUGUAAAAUUGCAGUUCUGCGCUGAGAGAGUCCGGGAGAGGUGGAAAGUCAUGGUGUACAUGGAAAGCUGCAAUUCGGUGUUUACAGAAAGCAGAGUAGCCCAGUUUUACUGCUUUACAAUAUUUGAAGUAAGGACAGUGUAUGUAGAUAUCAUGUUAUGAUCCCCCCCCACACAUACAUAAAGUUCUUUAUGUACCCAACUUCCUUCUGAACCAGUUA